This is a messenger RNA of Helicoverpa armigera (cotton bollworm), 1639 nucleotides long. RefSeq lists its product as uncharacterized. Gene Ontology annotation, cellular component: cytoplasm. NCBI's taxonomy places the organism in Eukaryota, Metazoa, Arthropoda, Insecta, Lepidoptera, Noctuidae. The record is from RefSeq and is a predicted model, not a curated record. Bases 233 to 1639 code for a protein of 468 amino acids. The transcript has 8 exons. Gene Ontology annotation, molecular function: glycosyltransferase activity.
GUCAAGGGUAAAGAAAGCUCUUCGGGAGCUUGCAACCCGUUUGCGAGAAGUCCUGUCAAUCCACCAUUGCGUGUUAGGUUAGUGUGGGAAGGCGUCGUGUUGUGUUUUGACGCGGCACGCGGUAGCGGAGCGCGCGGCGGUAUGGCGCUACAGCCCUGGUGACUCAGUCGUGUGGCGCGCGCGUUAGCGGCCACUGUUCUCCCAGUGCUCAUGCGAGUGCAGUGUCGACGCGAUGAAGUGGCGCGCGGCGCCUUCCCGCGCCAAAGAGCGCGCCAAUAUCAGUUUCUUCAUCUUCAUCAUGUUCUUUGCGGUGUUUGGUGUCAUAAUCCUCACUGAACUGCUGCCGCUGGAACGGCCCAAUGAGCCUGGUUCCGCAAGAUCGCGUAGCGAACAUCUGCAGGGUUGGGACGGUCGGACGAAUCCUGGGAGUAAUGAAGAAGGAGAGACACCGCCACCAGCGCACGCCCCACUUGACGCCGUCUGGCAACCCGUCGACGGAACCCGGUUUCGUUUCUACGUGUAUUCGGCGUACGUGGAGCGACGGACGGUGGCUGCGGUGCGGAUAAUCGCGGCGACCAAGACGCGAGGCGCGGACAACGUCAUGUGUCGCAUGUGGCUUCCUGAUAACCGCACGCUCACGCUCAAAGCUAAAGUCAAGGCGAUCCGCGAGAAUUGGAAUCUAAAAUACAGCGCGACGUACGUGCUGUGCCUUCUCCGUGACUCGGGCGUGAAGCCUCAGGAGACUGUGGGUGCUUCAGUGUCGGUGGUAGCCAGCAACAGGCCCAAUGUACCACCCACUAACCUGCUUGUUGUGCUCGAUACCGAAGCUAAACCGGGGAUUGAGGAGACCCUACACAUCUGUGUGAAGCCGUUCCAUUACUCGUACGACCGCGACCAGUGGCUGGUGGAGUGGUUCGAGAUGAACCGACUGCUGGGAGCGAGUCACUUCUACAUGUACAACGAGUCGUUGAGCAGGCCCGUCGCGUGCUUGCUCGAGGACUACCGCAAGCAAGGCCUGGUUACAUUACUGUCGUGGAAACUUCCUAUAUUGUCUAAAGUUGAAAUCAGAACAGAAGGCCAGUUCGCUGCGUUCAACGACUGCCUAUAUAGGUCGAUGUCUCGCGCCGGCUGGCUUCUCGUCAUAGACGUGGAUGAGCUGGUCCUGCCGCGACGAGAGAGGACGCUGCCGGCGUUGCUGACGGCGUUGAGAGCGUCAUACAACCCGCCUUCGAAGGCGCCCUCUGCGUUCCUGUUUAGGAAUGCCUUCUUUUAUCUUAGAUGGGAGGACGACGCUGAGGCAAAGGUGCCUCUCCUAACAGCGCGCAAGACGCGUCGCUGGAGCACGCCGCACGCGCUGAAGAACCGCAGCAAGUACGCGCUGCGCCCGCGCGACGCCGUCGAGCUCGGCAACCACUUCGUGUGGGAGCUCGCGCCCGGCGCCAGCUCUGUGGGAGUGCCCAAUGAUAGGGCACUGCUGCAUCAUUACCGGCUCGCAUGUGAAUUUGGCGGUUCAAAUUGCCUAAAAGUGCCGUCGACAAUAGACCGCACUGCACACCGCUGGAAGGACGAGCUACAACAACGCGUCGUCGACGAACGCAAGCGACUAAUCAACGCCUGUGCCACAAUAAACAAUAUAUAA